AUGACCCUAGCUAUAAAUGGUGCAGAGCAGUACCAUAUUUCACUUACCAAUUGCAUAUCUUCCGAAGAGAAAGCCCGGAGGAAAGGAACAGAAGCAAUGUGGAAGCGAGAGAAAUUACUUGGAUGUGGAGGCCAAGCACAAGUUUUCCUACCCUCAACCCUACCCCAAUCUUCUUUUUCUUCAUAUCUUCUUCCCCCAUUAAUUGCAGUAAAAUCAGUUGAUGCAGUCAAUUGUAACCCUCUUAAGAGAGAAAAUCAAAUCCUUGAAGAACUUGGUGGUUGUGAAAGCAUAAUCGAACACUAUGGUGAUAAAUUAACAUUGGAGAAUGGUCAAACGAUUUACAAUAUCUUAUUGGAGUUUGCUGAAGGUGGUAUUUUAUGGAAUCAGAUUAAAACUUAUGGGGUUUAUGGAUUACCAGAAACACAAGUUAGACAUUACACUGAAUCCAUUAUUCUUGGUCUUAAGCAUAUACAUGAUCAUGGGUAUGUUCAUCGAGAUAUUAAACCUGAUAACAUCUUAAUUUGCAAGAAUAAUAUAGCUAAGAUCGCUGAUUUUGGGCAUUCCAAGAAAUUGAAUCCAUUUAAGAAGGGUAUGAGGAAAAAGAAACUGAUCUUAAAAGGUACACCUUUAUAUAUGGCUCCCGAAUCUGUUCUCCAUGGUGAGUAUGGAUCUAGUUGUGAUGUUUGGGCACUUGGGCGUGUUGUUUUGGAGAUGUUAACUGGGAAACAAGCUUGGGAUUUGCCACCCCAAACCGAAGAUGAAACUCUGUUUAGUUGCAUUACAUCAGAUAGCCAAUACCCAUCUGCACCAAUAUGGGUUUCGGGGGAAGCCAGGGAUUUUAUGACAAGAUGUUUUAUCAAGGAUCCUAGAUAUCGCUGGACUGUUGAUAUGUUGUUGAACCAUCCUUUUAUUGCUCAGAGUAAUGAAAUUGAUGAUCUUCCUCGGCCUAAUUUUCUUACAUCGAACCAUCAAGGCAUAUAUGAUAGUAGAAGAGGCGAUGUACAUCAUAAUGUUAAUCAGAGACUGGCAGAGUCAAUACAGUCAACUGAGGGGAACUCUAGAAUUUGCGGAAAGCGGAUGCGGACGGCUAUUCAUGAGGAAGAAGAAGUAAUGGAUUUAAAUGAUAUACAUCCUAUGAUUGCACAGGCUUAUAUGCGCUUUUGGUGUCCGUCUAUCAAGAGACCCAGAAAUGAUAUAUCCAAUCAGUCUGUAGAUUACAUCCCUUUGGGAUUUUAA
Messenger RNA from Papaver somniferum (opium poppy), 1236 nucleotides. Its product is annotated as mitogen-activated protein kinase kinase kinase 17-like. Gene Ontology annotation, biological process: protein phosphorylation. Gene Ontology annotation, molecular function: ATP binding; protein kinase activity. The transcript has a single exon. Bases 1 to 1236 code for a protein of 411 amino acids. NCBI's taxonomy places the organism in Eukaryota, Viridiplantae, Streptophyta, Magnoliopsida, Ranunculales, Papaveraceae. The record is from RefSeq and is a predicted model, not a curated record.